AUGUCGCACUCCUUCAGCCAGCACCAGCUGCGAGACGGCGUCGUCCUUCCUCAUGUACUCAACAAAGCACCCAAGGGGACCAAGGCGUGGGUCCUCCAUCUCGGCUACCUCCAAGCCGACGCGGGCUGGUUCAAGCGCGGAGGCAACACGUCGCUGAUGAGCAACCCCAAGGGACCCGAAGCUCCCGAGCGACGGGAUUUGAUCAUGUACUCGGUGCUCAUCGAGCAUCCUACGGAGGGUCUCAUUCUGUGGGAGACGGGUUGUGGCAAGGACUAUCCUGAGGUGUGGGGGGCGCCCUUGAACGACAUCUUUGCGCGCUCCCGCUACGAGCCCGAACACGAACUCGAAGCCGCCAUCGCCGCCACGGGUCACAGCAUUAAAGACGUCACCCAAGUCAUCAUCGGCCAUCUCCACCUCGACCACGCAGGUGGUCUCGAAAACUUCCGCAAGACCGACAUCCCCAUCUGGGUGCACGAGCGAGAGCUCAAAUCGGCCUUCUUCUCAUGCGCCACUGGCGCCGAUCGUGGUGUUUACCUGCCCCACUAUCUCAGCCUCGACGAGCUCAACUGGAAGUGCUUCGACGAUCGGACUGUCGACUUUGCCCAGGGGAUCACGCUCCAUCAUCUGCCAGGCCAUACCGAUGGGUUGAUCGGAAUGCAGCUGAAUUUGGAGAACGAUGGAACGUUCUUUUUUGUCAGUGACCACGCGCAUAUCAUGGACAACUACAAGCCGGGUGUUCCGCAGGGUUGGUUGGCCAGAGACCACCAAGCCUGGUUCAACAGCAACCAACGACUGCAGCGAAUGGAAAAGACGACGGGAGGACUGGUGAUCCCCGGUCACGAUUUGGAGGCUGUAGAGCCGCUGUUGGGUCGCGUUCUCUCCUAG
Messenger RNA from Kalmanozyma brasiliensis GHG001, 885 nucleotides. Its product is annotated as Beta-lactamase-like protein. The transcript is spliced from 2 exons. NCBI's taxonomy places the organism in Eukaryota, Fungi, Basidiomycota, Ustilaginomycetes, Ustilaginales. Bases 1 to 885 code for a protein of 294 amino acids. The record is from RefSeq and is a predicted model, not a curated record.